This is a messenger RNA of Penicillium waksmanii, 909 nucleotides long. RefSeq lists its product as uncharacterized. The record is from RefSeq and is a predicted model, not a curated record. Bases 1 to 909 code for a protein of 302 amino acids. The transcript has a single exon. NCBI's taxonomy places the organism in Eukaryota, Fungi, Ascomycota, Eurotiomycetes, Eurotiales, Aspergillaceae.
AUGCCGCCAUAUACCUGGCCAGCCCUCCCUGAUGACCAAACACGCCACCCUCGCUUCGAUGAUAGAUGGAUCCGAGGACUGGAAAACAUGACGGACGCGAAUUUGGAGCACGCCCUGCUGACGAAGCUUGGGAUUACAACAAGAAACAACGAGGAAGGAGAUCUCUGGCAUUAUCAUUUCUGCGAUUUCCGUCAAAAUCUGCUACCGAGAUACCAGCGUCGAUUUGCAGCCGUUACACGCCGAGUAGCGUCUUGGAUGAGUCUCCCUGCCACACAAGCGAUGAUCAGACCCAAACUCGAGAUCUUUGCCUUACCAACAGGAGCUGCGCUGGUUGCAGGGAACUGGGAUGGUCCCGUGGGUAGAGAACCGGAUGCCACCACCGGUGCAAUUCUUGACUCGUGUUAUGAUUGUCUCCAAUGUAUGCAGGACUAUGCACUGUCACCAGGUGGGGGAACAGGACAAUUGGAAUAUAAUAAUGUUGGAUUUGCGUUGAUUUCCGUCGCUCUCUGUCAAAUGGGAAGAACUAAAGCGACUGACGAGACGGAACUCCCCGAUGCCCAGAGUAUAGUCGACUUUUUCGCUCGCCGUGUUACUGCUCCUGGAGUCCUUCCAUUUGUACCCCAUACCCUUGGUGGUGGCGGUAUUAGUUCGAUCUUUCAGCUCGCACUUGACCAGGGGUCUUGGCUACCAGCAAUAGAGUCACAUGUGGAUUGGCAUCAAAGAACAGCCACAGCGAGGCCAUGCCCGGUGGCUUUUAAUCAACUAGGUAUUCGCGCCCGCUGGCAACUUUGUAAAGUUGCAAAUGUUCGAGUUCUCGCAUGGGCUCGGCGACAUGCCGUUGAAAUCUCCUUUGUCGAGUAUCCUCCAACCGUACCAGCUAUGAGACAUAUGGUCGAAACAUGCGGGUAG